CACAUGAUUUUGUAAAAAUAUAUCACAUGACUGAAGAAAAUUUGAGAAAUGCCGACGCAAAUCUAUCUUUUUGCUUUAUUAAUUAUUAACAAUGUUGAUGCAUCGGGAAUGUUGUACCCGAGGUUUUCAGAAACUCGUACUAUAAUUGAAAUCAAUGGCAUGUGGAAAUUUAGAGCUGACAUAUCUCCUUCAAGAAAUGAAGGUUUCUUGAAAAAGUGGUACACACAGCCACUGUCACAGACAGGAGAUGUGAUUCCUAUGCCUGUACCAGCCAGUUAUAAUGAUAUAACACAAGAUAAAAAGUUGAGAGAUUUUAUUGGUUGGGUCUGGUACGAGACAGAGUUCUUUGUUCCAGUAGAAUGGCAACAGAAACGUGUUGUACUAAGAUUUGAUAGUGCUCAUUAUAACACUAUUGUGUGGGUAAAUUCUCAAGAGGUUUUAAUGCAUGUUGGAGGUCAUCUUCCUUUUGAAGUACAACUCAAGUCCUCCUUGAAUGCUAUUGGAGCUAAUAGACUUACUGUGGCAGUUAACAAUACUCUAACACCCAGCACUCUGCCUCCAGGGUCAAUCCAUUAUAUGAAAGAUACAAAUAGAUAUCCACCAGGCUAUUUUGUUCAAGAUAUCUCUUUUGAUUUCUUUAACUAUGCUGGUAUUCAUCGCUCUGUCAAACUGUAUACAACACCCACUCAUUAUAUUGAUGAUAUCACCAUAGUAACAAAUGUGAAAGGAUCUGAUGGUAUUGUUGAUUAUGUAAUUGUUGGAGGAGGACCAUCAAAUAACACCACUAUUAAAGUGGAAGUUCUUGAUGCAGACGGCGUCUCUGUUGCUACAAGUAUUAAACAGAACGGACAGAUGAUUAUACACAAUGUUAACCUAUGGUGGCCAUUUGGUAUGAGUAAAAAACCAACAGCUUAUAUGUAUUCAUUAAAGGUGACAAUGACAUCUGAUGCAGGUAUAGAUGUAUAUAGACAGCCAUUUGGUGUUAGGACUGUCAAGGUCACAAGUACACAACUACUGAUUAACAACAAACCAUUUUAUUGUCAUGGUGUACCAAAACAUGAAGAUUCUGAUAUAAGAGGUAAAGGGCUAGAUUAUGCUCUGAUAGCCAAAGAUUUCAACUUACUGAAGUGGUUAGGUGCUACCUGUAUACGGACCUCACAUUACCCUUAUGCUGAGGAAAUCAUGGACCAGUGUGAUCAACAAGGGAUAGCAGUUAUUGACGAGAGCCCUGGUGUAGGAAUAACCUCUGUUGCUAAUUUUGGGAAUGCCUCACUAACACAUCAUUUAGAAGUUAUGAAUGAAAUGGUCAGACGAGAUAAAAAUAGACCAGCGGUAAUUAUCUGGUCAGUAUCCAACGAACCACUGGUCACAGUACCACAGGCAGAGCAUUACUUCAAAUCUGUUAUUAUGCACACAAAGACUUUAGAUCCAACAAGACCGGUUACAUUUGUAGCAGCUGUUGGACCUGAAGGUGACUAUGCUACCAAGUAUGUAGAUAUAUUAUGUAUAAACAGAUAUUUUGCAUGGUAUCAUGACUGUGGCCAUACUGAGGUUAUACAGAAACAAGUGGAGUAUGAUAUGAAUAAAUGGCGGGAGCAUCACAAUAUACCAAUAAUAGUCACCGAAUAUGGAGCAGAUACCGUAGCAGGAUUACAUCAGAGUCCAUCCUUUGUGUUUACUGAAGAGUAUCAGGUAGAAUUUCUCUCGGAGUAUCAUGCAGCGUUUGAUAAGAUGAGGAAGAAAUUCUUAGUUGGAGAAAUGGUGUGGAACUUUGCUGACUUUAUGACAAAAGAAGAUAUAACCAGAGUGGUAGGAAACAGAAAAGGACUGUUUACAAGGCAGAGACAACCAAAAAUGUCUGCACACCUGUUAAAGAAAAGAUAUGAAUCUAUAAUGAACGAAACUGUAUCAGUUAUUCAUUGAAAUUUUUAUAUUUUAGAACUGAAUUAAUGAAAGAAGUUUAUAAUGUCCUUAACAUAUA
Molecule: messenger RNA, 1981 nt
Organism: Mytilus trossulus (common blue mussel)
Lineage: Eukaryota; Metazoa; Mollusca; Bivalvia; Mytilida; Mytilidae
Product: beta-glucuronidase-like
Exons: 12
Coding region: 49-1923 (624 amino acids)
Biological process (GO): glucuronoside catabolic process; carbohydrate metabolic process
Molecular function (GO): carbohydrate binding; beta-glucuronidase activity
Source: RefSeq, a predicted model, not a curated record